Molecule: messenger RNA, 12107 nt
Organism: Mobula hypostoma (lesser devil ray)
Lineage: Eukaryota; Metazoa; Chordata; Chondrichthyes; Myliobatiformes; Myliobatidae
Gene: tjap1
Product: tight junction associated protein 1 (peripheral)
Exons: 10
Coding region: 1895-3802 (635 amino acids)
Biological process (GO): Golgi organization
Cellular component (GO): trans-Golgi network
Source: RefSeq, a predicted model, not a curated record
CGGCAGUUGGCGGCCAGAGCCAGAGGACCGGGGAACAGCGAGCAGUCACCGUCGUCAACAGCCCAGCUACGGCAGGCCGGAUCCCGGAUUCCCAUAGGACCUGCCGAGAGCAAGAGCGAGCGGACAACAGGAAAAACUGUAACUUGUAGAUCCACCUAUGAACAUAGGAAUUUACUUUGGACAUUAUUCUCAAAAUCAUUUGAAAGAAGUCGAGUGGACUGAGAUGACUGUGAUGGAAUGUAGAAGUAAACAGGACAACAGUUAGCCUGUCAGCUACAUGUUCUGAAAAGCGUAAACUGCAUUACAGUAUUUUUAUUUUUUAAAAAAAUCCAUGCUUUUCCUUAUGCUGAUAAUUUGUAUCUCCUCUCUCUGACCUUAUUCCUCAUAAUUUGGCAGCAUUGUCCUAGAUUUUGCACCAAACGAUCAUCAAUGUGGAAGCAUACUGGAUGACUGCAAAACCCUUAAUUUUUUUCGUAUUGAAGUCCAGCAGAGAUAUGUUCAUUGGAAUUUGGACUUGAACGAUGAAACAGUUUCUCUCAAAGCUGACACGUAAUUCAGCAUGUUCUACUUAAAGCUGUCCAAUACCUUCAGUCGCCUUUGCUUUUAAGGCACAGUUUUACUGGGUUUCAUGAGUGAACUGAAUAUAUGGGGACAAUUUCUUGUGUCCUUACAGAUUUCAGUGGUAGACAAAUCACAGCUGUAACAAUGCUUCUUUAAAAAGUUAGUUGCAUUUUUAUGUGGGUAUACAUUUGUACAAAUUUUACAAUUUGUAUAAAAUAGUGGCAUUAAAAACAGGCUGUAAUAAAUUACGUAUUUUAUUGUGAAAUAUUGGUUUGAUUUGGCUUAAAAAUUGCCUUAAUAAGAAUCGUAAAUGUUUUUUUUUCUCAUUGCACUUUUCCUGCUGCAGGUGUUAAUGUGUAGUAGGUGUUGCUAACACUGAUUUACUGUUAAUGUGUUGGCACAAUUGCUAACCAUUUUUAAAUAGAUGCUCACAUUUCAGCAGCGUAGUUACAUUAAAUUGGUUACCCACAUGUUUCUCCUUUAAUUCAGAAAUCUAUUGAAUGAUAUGAACUUUCAACUUGUUAGCUUUUGUAGUUCUCCACGUGAUGAGUUAUGGGCUAGUAAUUUGGAGCAGGAGAGCCAUAUUGAACAUAUCAGAUAGUUGUCAGAAUCACGUAAAUUUCGAUCAUUCACGUUAUCUGGGUUUUGCAGAACGUGGAUGCUAGAUAUUGAAUGACUGGGAGUCCUGGAGCUGGUUGUUCAUUAACACCUUGUUGAGGGAGAGCUUAGGAAAGGUUGAGGUGGAAUAUUUUUCCCCAGUAUUUAAAAAUCUUUGUGUCUGUAUAGUACACUGCUAUCUUGAAUAAUUCUCAGAAUCAGGUUUAAUAUUACUGGCAUAUGUUAUGAAAAUUGUUGUUUUGCGGCUGCAAUACAUUGCAAUAAAUUGCAAUAAUAAACUAUAAAUUACAAUAAGUAUAUAUUAAAAAAAGAAAAAUAAGUAGUGCAAAAAGAGAGGAUUAAAAAGUACUGAGGUUGUGUUCAGGGAUUCACUUUCCAUUCAGAAAUCUGAUGGCAGAGAGGAAGAAACUGUUCCUGAAAUGUUGCUUGUGUGUCUUCAGGCUCCUGUACCACCUCCUUGAAGAUAGCAACAGAAGAGGGCAUGUCUUGCAUGAUGGAGUCCUUAAUGAUGGAUGCUGCCUUUCUGAGGCAUUGCCUUUUGAAGGUGUCCUGAACGCUGGGGAGGCUCGUGCCCGUGAUGGAGCUGACAGAGUUUACUACUUUCUGCAGUUUUUCCCAAUCCUGUCCAGUGGGCCCUCCGUACCAGAUGGUGUUGCAACCAGUUAGAAUGCUCUCUACGGUUGUGCACUGCAAGUAAGGCAUAGGGAAUCUGAACAUGAGUAACACAGCGGCAACAAGAAAGCCAUACAGGAAGGCACCACCUCAGCACCGGGAGAAUCGGAAUGAGCCACCAAUUUUUAGGAAUCAACUAGAUGGGACAGCCGUAUCAACUGAGCAGAGCCAGGAACCACUGACUGAUGGAGACCGAAUUAAGUUGUUACAGCAACAGAAUGAAGAGCUGCUUCGAAAGCUGACCCAUAGCACAAAAAAGUUGGAGAUAAUGGAGGCCGACUUUGAGUCAAGCCGACAUUACCUUGAGGCAGAGCUGAACCAUGCUCGAGAAGAAGUGGACAAAUUGAAGGACAAAUUCCGCAGAUUACAGAAUAGUUACACUGCAUCCCAACGAACAAAUCAGGAGCUGGAGGACAAACUGCAUGCCCUGAUUAAGAAAGCUGAACUGGAAAAAAAGACACUCGACUGGGAAAUUGUGGAACUUACAAACAAAUUACUUGAUUCAAAAACUGCUAUAGACAAAUUGGAGGAGUUGAAUGAGCGCUAUCGACAAGAUUGUAACCUUGCUGUUCAACUGUUAAAGUGCAACAAAUCUCAUUUCAGGAACCACAAGUUUGCAGAUCUCCCUUUUGUACUUCAAGAGAUGGUGAACAAGCAUCUGGAGUCCAGUGAAGAUUUCCAGACAGGACGGGAGCCAAUCCUCACACUUGGUUCCUCUGACGUUGUGCCAACUUCUGUCAUUGCCAGAGUUUUGGAAAAGCCGGAGCCAUUGAUCCUGAACUCUGCCAAGUCCAGCAGCAGCACACAGCCUGUUGCAGAAGAUGUCUUUGUCCAUGUGGACAUGAGUGGCAACACCAAUGGUGUCAACUGUGCAGGGAAAGAGGGAGAUCAAGACAUGACAGAGGCAGUAUUGCCUAAAAAUGGGAUGUGUAGGCAGCCAGUUUGUUCAGAGAGCAUACCAGAUGAAGCAGCCACCUUUGAGAGGUUGAAUCCAUACCCCACUCCACCCCAGAACCUUUUCCCUGGCCGUAAAGCUGUCAUUGAAUUCUCUUCUGAUGACAAGGUUAAAAUCCCAAAGAACAGUCCCUUACCCAACUGUACAUAUGCCACCAGGCAAGCCAUAUCUCUCAGUCUGGUCCAAGGGGAGGAUGAUGGGUUGGAACUUCAGCGGACUGUAGCCAAUAGUCCGUCCUCAAGCGGGAGGAAGUCAGGGCAGGCAACCAACAGGCAGUACCAAUCUCCAAAAUCAGGCACACCCAGAGGGCCAGGAAACCAGUUUCAGUCAGCUCAGUCGAGUCCAUUCAACAGCCCACCUCAAACAUUAAGCGCAUUUGCCAGCUCUACAAGUUCAGAAGAAGACCUGCUUGCCAACUGGCAGCGGAUGUUUGUGGAGAAGGUAGCUCCUGCCUCUGAUAGGGACUUUGCUCAUCGAACAUCUUUCAGCAGUGACAUGGUGCAAGAGUUGCAGAAUAGUUUGGGCAACCAUGUUGCUGUGGGUGAGAGUAGGCAAGCUUACUCAGAUGGAGAAGAAUCUGGCCAGAGCUGCAGCUGGACAAUGAGUCGGGAUUCUAGCCUGGAUACAGACAGUAUUGAUUCUAAAGUACGAAAAAACAAAUGUACAUUGGAUUACAGGAGCAAAUUCUCUCAAGAAGAAGGAGAGCAGUUGCUGAACACUGCAGCUGUCGAUCAGCAGGACUCACAGUCUAAUCCACUGCAGAAGCACAAAGAAUACACGGAUACUGUCUGUAGGAACAGUUCAAUGGAAGAACACGAAGCUCUACUUUAUGAAAGUCAAACCACACUACAAGAUGAGCUGGAAGAGAUUGGAGACAAAACAUUGAUGACUUCAGUGGGACGUCAGCAGAAGAGUCCAAAAAGGAUGGGCGUCCAUUACUUAUUGCGAAAGGACAGUCUAACUAGGGCACAGGAACAGGGUACCUUGCUGGAUUAAAAUCAAGAUACCACCCAAAAUGUCACUCAGCAAAGAAAAACUUUUGAAAACCUUUUUCGUGUGUGUAGAAAUUAACGAUGUUUCCUAGGAGUGUAUGAAACUGAGCAAAAGCAAACUAAUCAGCAUGUGCAUUUUUAGUAGAAUCUGAGUUCAAAAGGCAAUACUUCAGACAGUAUUUUCUCAGAAAAUCAUUUUAUUAUGAAUUAAGUCAUUAUGGGGGGGGGGAACCCCAAAUUCCUGAUGAGUAUUCAUGCUGGGCGAUGGCAGGUAAUUUCUCAGUGCGUCUUUGGAUUUUGAGUUUUUGUGUACUUCACGUCUCCCUUGCAUGCCUUGAGCAAUGCGAGUUGAUUGCAUAUUUUAGUUAUCCUUCGGGUGGUAUUAAAUUUGUGAAAUGAUCUCAGUGCAUUAAGAAUGGUAGGUGUCGGCUUUAUUUCAAAGAUGUAGCAGACACCAGAAUGUUUUUUAAGCUCCUUGGUUUAAACUGAGACUACUAAUGCCAAUCCUUAACAUACAAACCAUUUAAUUAUGUUUGUAAUUUGCCUGCCCUGUCCUGAAUUACUAUGUGAAUCACUGAUUCAUCUGUUUGCAGUGUUACCACGAAUAUCAUGGGUGCACAACUUUGCCCAAAUGGGAAAAAGUGACAUUGAAUUACAUUUGUUUUGGUUCUGAUAUUUAUUUUUGCCUACUAAAGUCCAGAAUAGACCUCUACAACAUCUUGAAAUUAAAGAUUUAUGAAAAGAUGUUUGACAAAGGCAGAAUACAAAAUACAAACUUUUCAGAUAAUUUUGAUAGAAGCAUUAAAGUAUUUCCAGACUGCCAUCUAACAUGGUGUUGUCUUCCCAUUGCAGCCCAAUGAACAGUGGAAGUGCUUCUAAAGUGUUGCCACAUAUUCUUACCGCCUCACAUACCAAGCAGGUGGUCCGUGACAGGUUAAAUCUGGAUUACCACUAAACAGAACUGGAUAAUUUCCCAUGGUUGCCAACUCUAGACUGUAAAAUAGGGAAGCUUGAAUGAAUAGUUAAACAAACUGACUGCUCUGUUGAUCAGCUGUAGACAUCUGAAACUUCCAGCCUCUGUGUGGUGUUCUGUUAUUUUCUAACCAUCAGAUCGAGACUCCAACAUGUGCAAUGCCCACACCUAACCUGAAGAUUACUGAAUGGCGUGGUUGUCUAAGCUUGAUGAACAACCGUUCAUUUUCCUGUUUUACCACCACAAUGAUCCAAAAUGUUUCUGUACAAUAUUGAAGUACAGAUAAAUGCUUCUGUUAAAAUAGAUUUUCCUGCCGUUCUUUGAAAUAGGAUGUAACUGUCCAGCCCUCAGUAUCCUGCAGGUUUAUGUUAGCCUUCCUCUAAAUAUCUGCUGAUCUGGGAAAGAAUCCCAGCUUUACAAUGUCCUCUUCCAUUGGCUAACUUCAUGACAAUAUUUCCAACUGUUAAGGUUUAAAAGUAAUGAAUUAAAAUUAAGUAUUAUUAUUUCUAAACUUUUGGGUGGGUUACUGCUUAUCUGAAAAAAAUUCAAAGCUGAUUACAUCCUUGUAAUGAAGUUAGUUCUACAGUAUUUUAAAAUGAGCAUCAACUGCCAAACUCAGCAAUGGGUAACUGACUGAAAUCCGUUUCUAUCUGGCUGACUGUUGCAGGUGCAAGACCUCUUGGGCACUCAUAACUUGCUCCUCAGGGAAAAUACUAAAAGCCUGCUGGGAGCGCACGCACAGAUGUGCACACACACACACACAUACUCUCCAAGAACUCCUUCAUCUGGUAAUUUCUCAAAUAAUUUAUCCAUCUUAAUCUUGUGACCCCCCGCCCUCACUUUUAGAAUAUUAAGUGCUUGAAUGUAAAACUAUUGUGUUAUCAAAUAGUGAGUUAGUAGUUUGGGUCAGAUAACAGAGUUUGCCCACAUGUUUGAAUUUUAAUUUCCACUGAUCAAUAAUUUUGCAUUUUGUGUAUGGGAAUUUUUCUUGGUUAAAUCUUUAAAGCAGUGGUAAGUUUUGGAUGAGGCUUGCAAAUCUGACUUGACUUUGAGGCAGUGAAUUCAUGUGGGUGCUUUUCUUUGGUUAACUGUAGGUGACAAUACAAAAGUUUAGCUUUACAGUGACACCAUAAGUAGGUAGCAGCCUGAGUUGUAUUUUCAGUAAACCUCUUUACCAAUGGAAUUUAGUCACACAAUAUUCCCAAUCAAAUUUGUGAUGUCAUAAAAAUAAAACCAUAGCACUAAGGUGAUAAGCAUCUGAAACAGAAGCGAAGAAUAUUGGACAUACUAAGCAGGUCAGGAAGCAUUAGAUGUUUCAGGUUGCUGGUCUGCAAAAAGCCCUCAAGCCAGUUGAUGCAUCUGAAGGCUGUCCCGAGGACUGUGCACUAGUUUGAAUACAGUAUCAAGCUGCUUCCUAAUAUCCGCUUGGCUGUGAUGUAUUCAAUAUUUUUCACGGCCUAUUCUGCUUUUGAACGGUUUGCACCAUGUCUUACGGCUGAGAGCAGCAAUUUUCUAGUUACCAGUCUCAAUGUACAGAUUUCAUUAUUUCAGCCCUCUUUGAUGCUUUUCCCCUAUUCAUCUCUUGACUGUUUUUUUUUCAUAUGUUCUUCAAGGAAAAUCUCUUUUGGUCUUUCUCCAUGACAUUGACCUUUUAUGUCCAUGUCUAGGGUUAUGUCAUGCUGUCAUGAUCGCUUUAGUAUUCUGAGGUAGUUCAGAUAGAAAUGAUUAAUUUCCUUCAGUGGGUGUCCAUCACUUGAGUGCAGACUAGUCAACUAAGGACCUUGGUUCCAUAGACGGCCUUUAUUUUUAAUGAUAUGACUUCAAUCCUGUAAUUUUCCAAAAUUCUCCUUGAACAGUCCUGUCUGAUUUCUUUUUCAUAGACAGGACACAGGCUGUUUGGUAUAAGAAUUAUAGAAGGUCCAUUUGAGAGUACACUAUUGCAAUGCAAUCCAUGUCUUCCCAGGAGUGAGCCAAUUAGCAACACAAUCACAAACAGCAGCUUUAGUCCCAACCUGUGAUCUCCAUGAUAAGCAACUUUGCACUCUGAAGCUGAUCUAUUCUCCAAUACAAAGAGGGGUAUGUUUGUGAAUUCUGAACUGAAGCACAUUUGACAUGAUUUAACAUGACUCAGGUUUCACCAUCCUCUGAUACAUUGGCAGCUAAGUCCUCUGAUCAUUUGGAUGAUUUUUUUUUUCUACUGAAAACUUAGAAUCUUUUACAGCCAUACCUAAUUUCUGUCUCAAGGUUUGAUCUUCCAAGCAUAAAGGAGCUCAGUGUCUUCUCCACUUACUUAAGAGUUGUGUGGUGUUAAUAUCUCAUGUAUUUUUCCCCAGCUGGAACAGAAGCCAAACAGCCUUGGAUAAGGACUCAUGAUUCUAUGUUCUAUGUGAAAUUAUUUAAUUGACAGACUAAUUUCCCAUCCUCUUGUUUAGUAGGUUUGCAAAAUCUUCUAUGCACCGUUGUUCCCUUUAGUGCCCCUUACUUGGCCCACACAGUCAUACCUUGUACGGGGUGAUCAUUACCAGUCUUACAUAUUUAUGUAGGGAUUGUGAGCCAGGUGUUUUUCCUUUGCACUUCGCAGUGUUCACUUAGUUUUGGGAAUGUUGUGAUUAAUGAUCAGAACAAUUGAAUUGAGCUUGUUCUUUCCCUGUUUCCCUGUUUAGGUUUUGUUUUUGACCAACCUUUCAAGCUUUUGGUCUUGGCCAAGUAAGUUUAAAUCAAUCUGAACUCAGGGCAUUCAGCUGCACCAUGCUGCCCUGCUUUUGAAUUUGCUGAUAAUUUGGGGUUUUCAGGCUAUGGCCUGUGAUCUCCUGUUGAUUUGACCCCAAACUUUGAGAGGGUGAGGUGGUGGUCUGAGCCAUUCUGCUGUUGACUCUUGUGGUAAAUGUGAACUUCAAUACCAUUGUAUAAUCUUUUGGUUCUUGUGUUGUAGUCUUGCUGACAUUGAGAGUAUGUUCCACAGUCUUUGUUCAGGGGGAGUUGAUCAUUACUCUGCCAUGCUUUGUUAUUAAUGCCUGACUAAACUAGAGCCAACUAAAAUCAUCAAAGCAAUAUUAGUUUAUUUUUCUUUGGCACCUGAGUCAUGGUAUUUAUGGUCUUCUCAUAAAACUUGCCUUCGAUUUCAGCUGAGUGAUUAAAAUUGAUGCAUAGGGAUUGAUGAAAGUAGUGAAACACACCUGGUGGGAAGUUCUGAAGGUCAUAUGACAGUCAUUAAUAUUCUAUAGGAGACUUUCCAGAUCAUUGACAAUGUUUGACAUAACAACAAAAUCAGUACCCAGACCAAAAGCAGGGGCACUGACAUGUAUUGAGAUCCAGGAAAAGAGCAGACAUGGAAUAGGGAGAAAGAAGGCUCAUUUUGAGGAUGGAGUAGUUAAAUAACUAAAGGCUGAUGAUGCAUGACUAAAGGGAGACAGCAAUGGGACAAAUAAAGAUGUGUCUAGAGGUCAGAUUAAUUUCCAGACAAUGUAGAACUCCGUGAGCCUGGUAGUGUAAUUGAGGAGUGGAGACUUGUUCCUCAAAGUUACAUUGAUCUUCACAUUAGAUCUGUGUGGGAAGUGGAGGAUAAAUGGGAAAUGGUAGGCAAACUAAAUAUGAGCACCUGAAAGCCUGAUGUCAAAUGUGCAUGUGUCCCCAGCUAACAUCCACUAUUCCUGUUGUGGAGAGGAAUGCACUGAGAGUGGUACAGUGUAUACCAGCUGAACAAAGCAGAAUUAAGUUCUUUUUUCCACCAAGAGUGUUUGUACCCUCUGUCAAUUGUGGGGCGAUUAUAAAAAAACAAACAACUAUUUGGUGAAAUUGAGGCUUAGAGCAGGAAUGAGUGAUGCAUUUUGAUGUGGUAUCAAGUUGAAGGUACCAGAAAUGGCAGAGAGAGCUCUGGUGAAUGUUGGCUAGAAAUGGAAGUGCUAGAAGAACUCGCCCUGUUGAGCAGCAUGUGUGGAAAGAGAAACCAGUCAACAUUUUGGGUCAGAAAUCUUCACAACUUGGGAAUGAGGUGCAAUAUAUAAAAAAAACACGUGGUGACUGGUUCGACGGAUCAGGUGAGGUGCAUGAGUGUAAUUUGUAGAAACAUUGCAAAAGAGGCAUAAAUGUGAUAAUGUGAAACAAAGAGAGCAGUUUACCUGAAGUUAGAAAAUUCACUGCUCAUUUCAAAAGAUUUGAAAGUACUCAAUUAAAAUGUUCAUCUACGUAAUGUUGGACCUCACUGUGCCACUGGAGGGGACGUCAGAAGGGAAGUGAACUGAGCACACAAUGGGAAGCUCAGUAACAUUCUGGCAGAUUGAGCUCAGGUUCUCCACAAAGCAGUCACUCAACCUGUGUUUGGUUUCUCCUGUGUAGAGGAGGUGAACUGUGAACACUAAAUGCAGUACAUUAUACUGGGAAGAAGAACAUGACACUUUCUCACACUGCUUCUUUAAAGUGCCUUGGUAUUGGUCAUUACUCACACUCCUUACUGCCUGAUCUGUCCUAACCUAUCUCCGUGUAGGCUUCUGUGUUACACUUCACAGAGCUGUAAACUCUCCAUGCUUCCCCAGUUCGGAAGAAAGGUCUCUGACUGUAACAUUGAGAGGUUUCCCUUUCCGCGGAUGUUGCUUGAUGGCUGAGUACUUGCAGCAGUUCUGUUUCUGUUUCAGGUUCUGGCACCUACUGUUUUGUUUGGUCUUUUCUUUGAAUAUGGGAAGUAGUUUGUGAAUGGGCACAGGGAUACAAUAUCCUGGUUCUGGCAGGGAGAAGAGGUAAAGGCAGAAGUGUGGAAGUGGAAUAGAUCUAAUCCAGGAUCCUUGGCAGGCCAGGCAGCAUCUAUGGAAAAGAGUACAGUCGAUAUUUCAGGCCGAGCCUCUCAGCAGGAAAAAGGGUUGUGGCCCGAAAUGUUGACUGUACUCUUUUCCGUAGAUGCUGCCUGGCCUGCUGAGUUCCUCCAGCAUCACACACAAAAUGCUGGAGGAACUUAGCAGGCCAAACAGCAUCUAUGGAAAAAAGUACAGUUGAUAUUUCAGCCCAAAACCCUUUGGCAGGACCCAUUUUGUAUGUCUUGCUUAGAUUAUCAGCAUCUGCAGGUUUUCUGUUGUUUGUGAUCCAGGAUUCUGUUAGCCAUGGACAGAAGCCUCCCAUGUUGAAGAUGACACUAGGUCAGGUCUGAUGGAGAAGUGGGAGAACAAAGCUGUUUUUGCACAGGAUGUGAGGUUUACAGUGGAUGUUGGUCAUCAGCUGGACCCUGAAAUGAACUGUAAAAGGAAGCAGAGGACGGGUAUUGUGGGUUGAGGUAAAGGUGGGAGUGUAUUGUCCAAAGGUUGAGAUAGCUAACUCAGGAAUAGAACAGCACUGCCUUAAAAACAGGCUGACGCGAUUGGUGCUUGUAACAUUAAUGCAAAUCUCUUUAGCAGCAGUUGAAAGAUCCAUAAAAUGUUGAUCUAAAAAUAUGGUGAUGUUCCCAAUACAAAUGCGCCUAUGUGUGCAGAGAUUUGGCAGUGAUGAUCUGGGAAGCAUUAAGUACAGCAAAUUAGGUUGUGACUGAACUCUGAGUUUAGUUAUUAGAACCAGUGCACCCACAUGAAUGAUGACUGUCACAUUUUUCAGAGCAUUUAUUUGAUUUCUCCAAUUUGCUACACUGCUUUGUACAGCGAAAAUUGAUUAGGAGAACUGAUUCAUUCCCAAGGAAGGUGUUCCCAAAGUUUGUACCAUGUUCUACCUAACAGAAAAUUUCCUUUGUGGUGGAAGCAGUUGGUUUCAGCUUGACAGAACAUCCAUGAGCAUUGAAGGCACUUGAUGCAAUGAUUGUGACGUGUUAAUUCCACCCCUAAAAAGCCAGAGAACAGACUGUAUUUCAGAGAUAGUUGUCACUUGUGUGCACAAAAUCUGUCAACCCUCCACAUGUAAAGCACUCCCUGCUGCCCUCUCCACUUCGUUGCAGGCUGUCCUAUGCAGUUUAUUUUUGUGUAUGUUCGCUUUGCUUCCUUCCCCAACCUGUGUGUUGUGUGUCAACUGUCUUCCCAUUGAGCACGGCCAGUCAGCAUAUUUUCCGAUCUGUGAUAUCAAGUUCCCUCUGCCACCUGCUCUCACAGCACAAUGUCUUAUUCCUAAACACCUUCUAUGCUGCCUUUCUCACCCCUUACAUCAGGAUACUCUUAACAAAUCAACCCCAUAAUUACUCAGAGAGGCUGAUCACUGCUUCUCCAGACUACUCAGGCUCUGCUGUCUCCCACCCACACACUUCAAGUCCUCUCCAAGUCUGAUUCACUCUGUCAUCUACCUGCUGUUCACUUCCUGGCCUCUCAAUCUCCCCACUCUAUUGCUCUUUGUUCAUGUUUUAUUUCAUGUCUACUUACAAAAUAGGCAUUUGUACCAUUCAACUCAAUGCGAACUCUCAGAGCAAUCCCAUCAAUCUCUUUCACCUAAUUCUUGUCGCGUCCAUUAAUAAUGCUUCUCCUUCUACCCAUGUAACACCGAUAAAUAUCAGACCACUGUGACUCCUGCUGCAAUUUUGACGCUGACACUCCUGCCGGGAUGCCGGUGCUGGGGCACUGAGAGACUGGCCAAAGUAAGUGCUUGUUGAUAGAACUGUGAACUGUGAUAUUCAAUAUGGGUGUCGUCUGAAGUUAAAAUUUGUAUGGAGAAACUUCAUAUUUAUCCGAAACAUGUUCUGGUUCUUUGUGUACAAAUAUUCUUUGGUCGUGGCCAGUAUGUGUCUACAAAAACAAUAUCGACUUGCUGUUGACUGGAGGAGCAGUGAUGAAAUAACUUGAAAUUCUGCAACGUGUUAGUCAGUGGUGUUCAGGAAUCUGGGCCAUCUCCUCUGGUUAGCCUACCUAUUGAUCAGUGGGUUGAUUUCAAGCAGUGUGUUUGGCCAUUUUAAAGGCAUAGUACCUUUUUUUUUCAAGAAUUACCAGCCUCUGGCCCACUCUCUCUAUUCGAUGAAAUGAAUUUAAAAGAGCAUUGGCUAGUGCGUAGUCUAUGCAUCCCAGGCUCAGCACUCUUCUCUACGCUGUGCUGGAGGUGGCUUUGGUAAAUAAUUCUGAGGGCUAAUCAUUCAUUAGCAUUAAGAUUGUGUCGAUGAAUUGCACUUUCAGUGUAUUUGAAGGCCAGUGGUCUCUCUGCACAUUCACUUUGCUGUUUGAUGACCUGAGAACCCAGCUGCAUUUUGUGUUCAGUUAUUCACUGAGUGUUGCAAAUCCCAGUUCUGAAUCUGUACCUUUCUCAGUUGAAGCUUCCAUGAUUUUAGUGCUUCCAAUCCAUUUCACUCAUUCCUUAGGGAUGCAGGAUGUUGUAGCAAUUCAUCUGUAUCCAUGUACAAGACUGUUAAACUUUUACUGAUUUUAUUUUCUCAAUUUGUAAAACUGAA